Scheffersomyces amazonensis is the source of this 1764-nucleotide messenger RNA. Its product is annotated as Zn(II)2Cys6 transcription factor domain-containing protein. The coding region runs from base 150 to 1706 and encodes 518 amino acids. The transcript has a single exon. Gene Ontology annotation, molecular function: zinc ion binding; DNA-binding transcription factor activity, RNA polymerase II-specific. Lineage: Eukaryota; Fungi; Ascomycota; Pichiomycetes; Serinales; Debaryomycetaceae. Gene Ontology annotation, cellular component: nucleus. The record is from RefSeq and is a predicted model, not a curated record.
AGUUUGUGUAACAUUAAGCUAAGGCGUGGGUCUAGCCAGAGAAAAUGCGGGGCAGCGCACAAUACUUUGAGGAAUACAAUAACUCCCAAUCAUAAUAGUAAAUAGAGUAUAAUCUUACAAGUAAGCUUUUUAAGAGCAGGAUAUGCUUAAUGUUGUCAAGUGACUCGCCCAAUAAUAUAAUUCAGAAUGAACCAAGCGUGAAUGUAACUCGUGAAGUUUCAGUAUCCGUACCAUUACUAGAAUCAGGUGCUUCUCUAAGCAAAGCUGAGACAAAUCGUCGAACACAUUCAAAAAGAAGGAGAUCAACAACAUAUGGAUCUACAUUCAAAUUAUUUAAGGCUUGUAACUUUUGUCGAAAACGAAAGAUAAAAUGUGCCGUUAAAUCCAAUACCAAUAUUUGUGAAAAUUGUCGACUUCAUGAUAGAGAAUGUGUAUUUGAUCAUGUUAUUGUCAAUCAGAAACUUCCCAAAGAUGUCCUGCCUAAACCAAAAUCAGAUUCAUUUAUAUUACAUUCUCCUUUCUUGGAUGUGAGUCCCCAGGCCUUAUCUGAAGCCUCUCCUAGUUCCCUACUGCUGGGUUCGAAUGUUACAGAGACUUUAGAAACUUUAUAUCACAACUACAUUGAACACUACACUCCCUUCUUAGAUGAAGAAAUCUUCAAAUAUGACUUGGAUAAAUUUUGUGAAAGUUGUAUUUAUAUCGCUGCCAAAUGCAAUUUUGAUAGUAAUUCACUUCAGUAUAUUGAUAGCAGUUUCCAUUUAAAUUUAAUUAAUUCAACGAUUGCUUCUCCUGAUUUUGAAUGGAAUGAAGUUUCUUUGGCUUGUUUCUUUUUGGUUCCCUUGAGAGUUCCCAUUGGAAAUUCCAUUAUAUAUAAAAGUUUACUUUCAUUUAAUCAAAUUCUGUCAUCUACUGAAAAGGAUCAAUUGUCAAUUAACUUGAUACUUGGUGCCAUGAUCACUGAUGCUUAUUAUUCCAUGUUCAAUGGAUCAAAAUUACUUAUAACAGACCCAUUAGUUCCAUUUAAAACAUUAACAUAUCUAUCUACCUUAAAUCCGACAUUAUUUGUAUAUCAUUUCUUGUUUAUUGGUUAUUACAUCUAUACUAUGAUGUGGUUAGUCAAUGAUGAGAAAUUGUCCUUUACAGAACGUAAAUUACGGUUUUUACAACUUGAAUUUGAUAUUCUUCUAUGGCCCGCCAAACUUCCUGGUGAAUUAUUAAUAGUAAAAGACAAGCUUGGAGGCAGUACUGAAGCUUUUAUACUUCAUUUACUUCAUAACACAUUAUUAUGUUGUUAUUAUACUUAUGCAUUAAAGAGAAAAGAUACUAUAGGUAGAAUGAUUGCAAUGUCUCCGGUUCCAGGGUUAUAUCAUUUCAUUUCAGGAUUAGCUCAAAGUACCUUUAAUGUAGCAAAACAAUUGGAUGGAAUUUGGACACUAUUAUCUGAUUGUGUAGUUAAAACUGCUAAAUGUUUAAUUGAUUUAAAUGAUAUAAUGGAAUUUGAUCAAUUCAAGGUUCCUUUGUCGUUAUUUAUCAAAUUUCAAAACGUUCAUGAUUUGGUUUGGCAAGAUGAAGUUCAUGGUAGUGCUACAACCAUUCUAAAAGGGUUUACAUAUUACGAUGAUGAUGUUGAUGGUGCUGUUGUAUUUUGGGUAUUCAGAGAUAUUAGAAGUUUAGCAUUACAGUCCCAAAUUGUAGAUAAAAGUUAAUGUUUUCUAUUCUCCGUACAUAAUUAAUAUGUUAAUAAAUACAGCAGAAGAUGAAAAA